AUGAUUACAUUGCAUCAACCAAAAGAUUCACGAAAUCAAGAUGGAAAAGCACCACAAGAAUUGAAUGAACAUAUCCAAUCGAUUCAAUAUGAGCUAAAAGAAAUAGCUGGUCAAAAUUUAAGUAAAUUCGAUUCAUUAUGGAGACAUCUUACAUAUAUAUUUGAUCGUGGAUUUGCAAAACUUCAACUACAAUGGUCAAUAAAUGAACUUGACUAUCAAAUUCUAUUGAUAAUCGAACUAAUAACAAAUAUGAAAAGUUAUGAUAACAGUCUUCAAGAAUCACUAAUGAUUUCAAUGGUACCAAGUGAACAACCACUCAUUCGUGUUGCAUCCUUGAUCAAUACAAUCAAAUAUCAUUUUGUCAAUUGUUGCAUUCAUUUUGAUUCCAUUCAUUGA
Messenger RNA from Rotaria sordida, 396 nucleotides. The record is from the annotation of a GenBank genome assembly. Lineage: Eukaryota; Metazoa; Rotifera; Eurotatoria; Philodinida; Philodinidae.